CUGGCCUAAGCUCUCCCCUCAUCCCUGCUUCUGUUUCCUGACCAAAAGCUAGUGUUCCUUCUGCAACUCUGCCUGGGACCUGCACUGUCCAAACCCAUGAAGUUUUGGUGGGACUGCUAAUCACAGGUCUUCACACCCUCCUGAUCACAGUGGCCACUCUCACUCCCAGGACAUGUGUGUGGAGCAAAGCCACACAGGCAGGCAGUUGAAGCUGUUACUCAAUAAGCAAGCCUUUCCUGAAUUCCUAGAGGUGGCCUGACUACUCCUCUUCCUGACCUGUGAGGUAUCCUUUCUCCUUCAAGUAUCAAUGCAGCAAGUGUUGGAUAACCUUACGGAGCUCCCUUCAUCUACAGGAGCAGAAGAAAUAGACCUAAUUUUCCUCAAGGGGAUUAUGGAGAAUCCUAUUGUAAAAUCACUUGCUAAGGCUCAUGAGAGGCUAGAAGAUUCAAAACUAGAAGCUGUCAGUGAUAAUAACUUAGAAUUAGUCAAUGAAAUUCUUGAAGAUAUCACUCCUUUAAUAAAUGUGGAUGAAAAUGUGGCAGAACUGGUUGGCAUACUCAAAGAGCCUCACUUCCAGUCACUCUUGGAGGCCCAUGAUAUUGUGGCAUCAAAAUGUUACGAUUCACCUCCAUCAAGCCCAGAAAUGAAUAAUUCUUCUAUCAAUAAUCAGUUAUUACCAGUAGAUGCCAUUCGUAUUCUUGGUAUUCACAAAAGAGCUGGGGAGCCAUUGGGUGUAACAUUUAGGGUCGAAAAUAAUGAUCUGGUAAUUGCCCGAAUCCUUCACGGAGGAAUGAUAGAUCGACAAGGUCUGCUUCAUGUGGGAGAUAUCAUUAAAGAAGUCAAUGGUCAUGAGGUUGGAAACAAUCCAAAGGAAUUACAAGAAUUACUGAAAAAUAUUAGUGGAAGUGUCACCCUAAAAAUUUUACCAAGCUAUAGAGAUACCAUAACCCCUCAACAGAGUUGCAUCAAUAUGGAGAGGCAUCCAGCACACGUCCGUCAGGUGUUUGUGAAAUGUCAUUUUGAUUAUAAUCCAUACAAUGAUAACCUGAUACCCUGCAAAGAAGCAGGAUUGAAGUUUUCAAAAGGAGAAAUUCUUCAAAUUGUAAACAGAGAAGAUCCAAACUGGUGGCAGGCUAGCCAUGUAAAAGAGGGAGGAAGCGCUGGUCUCAUUCCAAGCCAGUUCCUGGAAGAGAAGAGAAAGGCAUUUGUUAGAAGAGACUGGGACAAUUCAGGACCUUUUUGUGGAACCAUAAGUAGCAAAAAAAAGAAAAAGAUGAUGUAUCUCACAACCAGAAAUGCAGAAUUUGAUCGUCAUGAAAUCCAGAUAUAUGAGGAGGUAGCCAAAAUGCCUCCCUUCCAGAGAAAGACAUUAGUAUUGAUAGGCGCUCAAGGUGUGGGACGAAGAAGCUUGAAAAACAGGUUCAUAGUGUUGAAUCCCACUAGAUUUGGAACUACAGUGCCAUUUACUUCACGGAAACCAAGGGAAGAUGAAAAAGAUGGCCAGGCAUAUAAAUUUGUGUCACGUUCUGAGAUGGAAGCAGAUAUUAAAGCUGGAAAAUAUUUGGAACAUGGGGAAUAUGAAGGAAAUCUCUAUGGAACCAAAAUUGAUUCUAUUCUUGAAGUUGUCCAAACUGGACGAACUUGCAUUUUGGAUGUCAACCCACAAGCCCUGAAAGUGCUGAGGACAUCCGAAUUCAUGCCCUAUGUUGUAUUUAUUGCUGCUCCAGAACUAGAGACAUUACGUGCCAUGCACAAGGCAGUGGUGGAUGCUGGUAUCACGACUAAGCUUUUGACGGACUCUGACUUGAAGAAAACAGUGGACGAAAGUGCACGGAUUCAAAGAGCGUACAACCACUAUUUUGAUUUGAUCAUCGUAAACGACAAUCUAGACAAAGCCUUUGAGAAACUACAAACUGCCAUAGAGAAGCUGAGAAUGGAGCCACAGUGGGUCCCAAUCAGCUGGGUUUACUGAUGAUUCAAUAGGUUCAUAAUGGAAAUAAAACUUUUUAAAAGUGACUGCAAAAAAUAAGCCUUCUGCUGAGAAAAUACAUGCACAGAUAGAAGAUAUCUGCCAAGUUCAGGCAUUUUUAUUGUGUAGACUGAAAUACCAGUACACUAUUCUGAAUUUUUAUAUAAAAUGUGGUUGGGAAGGGAAGGUGUACUAAUAUAUAAUUUAUCUUAAUUUUUCUAACUUUUUAUGGAUAAUCUUUCUAUUCAUACCACAUAAAGAAAUGCGUUGAAGCAUUUUGUAUAUGUUUUGAUUUAGUACCCUUGCCUUUUUCAUCAAAGGAAUUUUCAAAUCCUUCAUUCUCGCAUUGGUCUCCCAUUUUCACUGUGAUAAUGAAUACUUGAAAUAGUUUUGUAAAGCUGUCCUUUAGUUCAGUAUUUAGUGAAGGGUCAAUUACUCUUAUUAGGAAAAAAACAGUAGUUAUUGGCCUUCUUUCCUAAAACAAAUUCUUACAGAAGCAGAACCUUCCAAGGUAUAGAAUAUCAGUACCUUCCAAGUCUGACAGCAGAAGUCUGCUCAACACUACAUGGUUUCAUUGUUUCAGAGAUACAUGGCUAUCCAUUCUAACUUAGGCAGAUAUAUUGGUUUUUUUCUCCUUCAUUUCCAUCUUGAGGGGAAAAGUGAACAGCAAUACUUUGCACUCUCAUUUGUUGCUAUGACAGGCUGAGGCUUGCUAUGACAAGUGAAUGUGUACACAGCAAGUAAGACCAUGCAGGCUAAGAGUGCGCCUUAUCAUGUAACAUAGCAAAAUGACACAUAAAAAGUUGAUUUUCACGUGUAGAAAUUUGACAACAAUGAUCCUACUGCUUUUGACAGGUUUUUACUGGGAUAUGGUCAGCAAAUGUAUCAUGCCUCUGCAAAUUUCUGUGAUGCUUUAAAAUGCCUCUAAGUUUGCCAAGUGGGGGAUUCUGUGAACAAUUGGCGUGCUUUUGAAGUGUGAUGUGAUUGUUAGUAGAUUUGUUAAAUCUGUUGUGUUGAGAACCAAAUCCAUUGAACAACUUAUGAGAUUUGGAAAUGAUGUCAGCUGUUUUUUCUAUAUAAAAUAUAUACAUUAUAUAAUAUGUACAUUGUAUGUAUUAUAUAAUAUAUAUUAUGUAAGGCUUUAUAUAUUUUUUUUACAUUUCUGUUAGGAAAUACACCUUUUCGUUUUAAUAGAAAACAGCUCUUUAGAUGCAUUAACAUAUUCAGAUUUUAAAAAUUCAUCUCAGUUUAAUAUCUUCCUUUAGGAUUCUUGGAUGGUAUAAAUUCUUCCUCAAACAUAUGUACAGAUGUAGCUCAUCAUUAAACUAAGUUAGCCAUGUUUUAUAUUGGUGCCAGUUUUUCACAGGAACAGUAUUCACACCUACAGGGUUAGGUGCUUGUGAUCAUCAUUGUCUGUGGUAGACCAGGCACCUGGUUGUUGAAUUUGUUGUCUCCUCAGCCGAGCUAUCACCUGGAACACCAGCCAGGAAGAGCUUAGAAGGAAGAGAAAAUACAUGGCAAUAAGCACUUAUAUGCACACAUUGCUUUAAAUCUUGAAACAAAACACCCAAGUUUCUGUAUUGUUAAGAUUGGAAAUGUGUAGGUAUUUUUUUAUUCUAGAGUUUCAUAUCCAGAGCACGAAUCCAUGUUCCUUGUCCUUGAAUAGGUAAUUAGUGGUAAAAUGGAUUAUACCCUAUAAUAACUUUGGUAACUUUUAAACCACAUAUAUUUACAUCAAAUUCUUGGCUUCUCAAAGCAACCUGAAUCAAAGCACAGCGUCAUGACUUAGUGUUUCAACACUGUAAAUUUUAAGAGAAAUUUCAUUUCCAUGUUCUCAGGAAAUGUGCGGUCUUCUGCGGUGUGCCUUCAUGCUGCUGCACGGAGCCUCUUUGAACAGCUUUGGGAUCAUUGUAGCAGCACAAGAAGUUUAAUAACCACAAAAUAUCUCAACUGUCGUGACAUAAUGGAGAUGAUUUUUACAUCAUUAAUAUUUUUAGCCUUCUCAUAUGGUGUAAGAUGCAUAUUAUGUAGAAAAUAGUCUACACUUAAAGGAUUUCUAUUAUAAAUGGUUUUCAUGACUACUUAAUAUAUACUAGAUCCUCCAUGAUAUAAAAAAGAAAUAAUGCUGUUUAGUUUAUUUCAGUCUAGAUGCCAGAACUGAAGAGAAUAAAUUCAGAAAAGUUCACUGUAUCUCAGUAGAGUCAUUGAACUUGAAAGUGAAGUCCCAUCUGAGUCUGCUGGACCUGGUAGAGCUCUGUUGGGUCAAGGCAUUCCAGAGGCCCCAGGGUUCUCCCAAGGCAAUGAGAGUAUUGUAAUCAGUGAAGUGUGAACUUCUCAUAUGGGAAAUAUCUAAAAUAAUUAGCUUUCCUGAAGAGAAAACAGUUUAAAAUGAUGCUGAACAAUUGGUAAUAGUUAAGAUACACAUGCACGUGCAUAUGCCUUUGGAAAACAUGUGCCAAUACAUUAAUGCACCUGAGGAUUCUUUGUGGACAGAGAGUGUCCACAUCAGCAUUCAGGGCAUGUCUAUAGUAUAUACAUAUAUAUUUUUGAUUUUCAAAUGUACAAAUACCAGUAGAGGUGAUGUUCCUGGAUAAGUCAUGUUACACUAUAACUAGUGGAAUAUAUGUGAUACAUUACAAGUAGAGUUUCACUUUUAUUCCAGCCAUGUGUUGAUUAUGCGGUCUUAAUUUCUGUUUGGUAUUUGUAUAUUAUCAAAUAUCUAAUACAUCAGGACUUUUACUUUUGCCAAUUCUUAACUAUACAGUUGCUGAAUAUAGCUUUCUAAAAUAGAAAUUCUACCAUAAACCCAGUAUGAUUACAGCAAUAGUAGCCUGAACCCUAGAUUCUAGAAUCUAGUAAAUUUACUUUUAGUAGCUUAUCAGGACAAGUUUUCUUUAAAAGAGUAAAUUGGUUAUUAACACAAAUUUAGGAUAUAAUGCAAAUUAGCAAUAAAAUACAAUAGCAUAGCAUUAUAGAUUAUGACCACAUACUAACUGCUUUGACCGUACUAUCCCAAUGGCAAUAAAAGAUGAUCUUUGCUUUAAAAGUUCAUUAACUAUGUACUUACUGUUACGUAAAACAACAAGUGUCCUAUCCGGUGGUUGGAGUUGAUUUUUAAGAUGGAUAGCCAUGGAGUUAGGUACAAUUAAUUUGAACUGGUAAAUAUUUGAACAUAAAAGUUUUGAAAAUUGGUCAAAAUAGUGAUUGAUUACUUAACAUAGUACUUUUAUGACUUCUGAAACAACACUCCAUUUUCCAGAAAUCACAGGCUAGGGAGCCAGUAAUUUUGUAGUAAUGAAUCUUUUUACUAAAUAUGGAAAAAGAAAUCCUGAACUUUUAUGUACAUAUAUAGGUCAUUUUUUAAAUGUCUGAGUCACCAUAUAUAUAAUAUAUAUGUAGCCAUAUGUAUAAUAUGUAACAUUCUUCCAAAAUACAUGAAUAAUAAAACUAAAUAUGUUCACCCAUGUAACUAUAGCUAGUGUUCUUAAAUGUUUACUCCCAAAUUCUUAGACAUUCUGAAAGUUUUCACAUUGUUUUAUAAGGCUUUAGUUUUACUUUGAGGCAGAUACUAAUCUCCUUUCUGAAAAAUAUGAUGAAAUUAAGCUCAGAAAAUUAUUAUAACUUAAUUUCCCUAAGCAAAAAGGACAGAGUUCUAGAUGGCAGCAUCUUGGGAAAUAACUUAUUUUAAACUUUCAAAUGAAUUUGUGAUAUGGUUCAGGCUUAGAGAUUAUGGUAACUGCCCUCCUCUUGUUCCAAUGGAUUUGCUGUGAGAAUUCAUGUAAUAACAUCUGUAAUGUAUUUUAAGUUCUUGAGCAAAAUUUAGUAUCUUAAAUAAUAGGAUUAUUGUAUAUAGUACAAGUGAAUAUUCACAAACUUUUAAGAAUAUAGUUAACUAAUAAAUUCAGCAUCAUUUUUUUAGUAUACUCUGUAUUUGAAGAAGAUAAUUCUAUAAUUCUUAAAAGGUAAGAUUGUUUUUUAAUUACAUUUUUGUUAGCUUCAAGUUUUAUUCAUUUUUUAGUAUUUCCCAUAAUUCAUUAUGUUACUUUUUGUAUUCCUGGAAUGGUUUAGUGCACAGAAUCAAAAAUGAAUCUUUAAUACACUAAAAAGUGAAACAAUGAUAUCUCAUUUCUAAGGUAAGAACUUUAAAGCAUGGUUUGUACCACUUUUGCAGUACACUGCACUACUUUCUUUAAAAAUAAUCUGUUUUGUUAAAAAUAGAGAUGGUGUACUACUUCUACUAAUUGAGAUUCUGAUUCUGACCAUGCGACCUUUGAUAGAAUUUAUAUUUUCCUUUUAAUAUUCCACCAGUUGAGUAAGGCUAGCUUAUAUAUUUGUCUUCACCUUAAAUUACAAGAAGUAAUUUGUGACUCUGAUGUGAUAAAUGCUAGACUGAAAAAUCCUUCUUAGGCUACUUUUAUGUGUUUAUUAUACAUAUUUGCUUAUAUUGAGGUUGCUUAUCUUUUAGUUCUUUUAAAGUGUUUCUCUUUCAGAGGUAGCAUAAUAAAUGGUACACACCUUUCAAUAAUUCUACCUCCAGUUUCUAAAAAGCUCUGAGGAGGGUCUGUUCUCUCUUGUGACCUUAGUCAGAGGUCCAUGUUCAUUGAGAAUCCACUCUUAAAGCCAAACCUUUAACAAAUUCUUACAUCAAAUGAAAUGUGAGCAACCCAGUACUCUGACACCCACGACAUUCUGAUCUUUGCCCCUUAACUCUCCCUACCUUAGUUCUUAUGCCUGAAAUUUAUCACCACAGCCCUAGUGUUUAACCGAUGGUAUUAAGUUUUAAAAGUGUGUUUCUUUAUAGGGAGAAAUGUUAGCUCCAGUUAGUGGAUCUUGAAUCCAACAUGAAGACAAUCUUAGUUGCAUUCUCUUUCUAAUUGCUUCACCGCCGUUGGCCGAUAACGCAGCGCUGUGAUAAAUCUGACUUGCCUCCACACACUAGAAUCAGCCAGAAGUGACAGUUCUUCCCUUUUUCUUUUUUCCUAUACUAGUUUUUACUGUUUUCUAAUUCCCAGCACAAACUGAAUGAACACCUCUAGAGUGAAUAUAAAUGCUGCUACGUACUUGGGAGGGUGAAUGAUUCAAUGCUUAUAAACCUGUCUUGAGUCCCACUGAAUAGGUAUUGUUGCUUCCACAAAGCAGAAGCCACAAGGUCUUAUUUUAAAAGUUGGAACUAGAUGUCUUUGUUGCACUUCAGCAACAGCAAGCUGGAGGUAGAAACUUACAAAUACAACAGGCCAUACCUGAAAUUUGGCUUUCCUCCCUCAUAUCAGCGAGGUGGCCAGAAGCUUAGAGGAAGUGGAAAAAAAACAGAGCAUUCAAAACUCCUCAGCUAUAAAUGAUCACUGUCAAAGCAGAAGUCUUCACCAGUUAAAAUAUGUGGUUUUCAUCUUAAAUAUGAGAGGCAGGCAGUAGUUUAGAAACAUUGCUUUGAAGACCUAAAGCUCGUUCUGGUAAACAUGGUCCAAAUGAGGAAUGCCUUCAUAGUUUGAGGUGGAACCAGGUUUGAGGAAUAGCUCAUCUCCAACUGUAAUUUAAAUACAAGAUAAAUAUUCCUUUGGCCAUGUGUACACUUUUAAAAAGAACUGCCAACUCCUGUUUCUUUGGUAACAUUGAUUAUUAAGGAAGUGGGAUCUAGGGUUUUGCUGGAGAAGAAUGAACACUAGGGUUCAGCAGCAAGUGUAGUUUUCUGCAUGUUGAGUUAGAGCCUGGUGAGUAUUUGAUGUGAAAACCCUGCUUUGGGGAUUUUUUUUUUCCAUUUCAGUUUGGUAUAUCUUUAAUUUUUGAACACAAAUGCAUGUUCUUUUUAACCUCUAGUCUUUGAAAUAAUUGUAGAACUUUUUUUUUUUAAUGGAGGGCAAAAUGCUUGUCAGCAAUCUAAAAUUAAAAGCUGAACAAGCUGUUAAAGUUAUGUUUCUGAUGAAAAAGUUUAAAAAUAAAAUUUAAUUGCUACUGCUUUCCAAAUAAUUGUACUACUAGUUCCUGUAUAAAAGAAACAUCACUGCUGUCCUUGUAAAAAUAAAAUUUUCCUUACAUUACAAUUAAGUAUUGAUUUUUCAGAAACUGUCCCUAUAAAUUUCUUUUCACUUAUUUCCAUAUGCUGUCCUAAACAAAAACUAUUGAAAUGUUCAACAUGUGAGAUUGUAUAUUCCAAGUAAAAUAUUUUUGUAUAUAUAAAAAUAAAUAUUUAAUAAUUGCAAAAAUGUAGUGUUUCAUUUAUAGAUAGAAUUA
This is a messenger RNA of Nyctereutes procyonoides (raccoon dog), 8197 nucleotides long. RefSeq names its product protein associated with LIN7 2, MAGUK p55 family member (gene PALS2). The transcript has 14 exons. The coding region runs from base 308 to 1972 and encodes 554 amino acids. Gene Ontology annotation, cellular component: cell-cell junction; plasma membrane. The record is from RefSeq and is a predicted model, not a curated record. Gene Ontology annotation, molecular function: protein binding. Lineage: Eukaryota; Metazoa; Chordata; Mammalia; Carnivora; Canidae.